ACUACUCAGAGCUAGAGAGAGGAAGUAAAGAUUGUCUGAUCUGAAUUUCUUUUUACUUAAUUUGAUCUUCUUUCUUUUUCAGAACUGAUUUUCAAUCUUUUUUUUCCGGUUUCUUCGUUGAUGGGUUUUGGUGGUGAGAAAGACUGUCGUAUAGAUGCAUUCUCUUACCCAAGAGCUUGUUUUUUUAAUCUUACAGUUCCUUGAUGAGGAAGGUUAUAAAGAAAGUGCUCACAUGCUCGCGCGUGAAAGUGGAUAUUUCUUUAACUUAAAGUUUUUUGAGGACCUGGUACUUGAUGGGAAGUGGGAAGAGGUUGAGAGGUAUCUUUCUAGUUUCACAAAGGUUGAUGACAAUAGGUACUCAACCAAAAUCUAUUUUGAGAUCAGGAAGCAGAAUUUCCUUGAGGCAUUGGACAGUCACGAUCAUGCAAAGGCGUUAAAUAUUCUUAUGAAGGAUUUAAAAGUUUUUGCUCCUGAAAAUGAAGAGCUGUUCAAAGAAAUGACUCAGCUCUUGAUAUUAGACGAUAUAAGAGAACAUGAGUCUCUCUCAAUGUAUGGAGAUACAAAGUCAGCGAGGAAAACUAUGAUGUUGGAAUUAGAGAACGUAAUUGAGGCAAAUCCUCUUAUCCGUGACAAAUUGAAAUUUCCAAGCAUCAAAAUUCAUAGGCUAAGACGUCUCAUCAACCAAAGCCUAAAUUGGCAGCAUAUACAUUGUACAAAUCCUCAACCAAAUCCUGAUAUAAACACCCUUUUUGUGGAUCAUGUUUGUCAACUUCAAGACUCUUAUUUAUUAGCCCUGCCAAUUGAAAGCAAUUCUCUGCCUUCUCAAGCACCGGCAGUGCCAGUUUCAGCUUCCCCAGAAAGUUGGAAUCCUAGUCCAUCAUCAGUAACUUAUUCUGCAGUUUCUAAAGAGGCAUUCUCUCUGGUUAGUCCAAUAAAUCCAGACCCAACUAUGGAUGACCCGGAGGAUUCUGAGAUUAUCUCUGAGAAAAAGCUAGCUGGGUUCAUGGACGGGGUAAUAUCACCAGUCAACUCUCCUGGUUCAACUCACAGCACCCUUUUCAACAUUCCUGUUGAUUUGCCCAAGACAGUUGCACAAACAUUGAAUGAGGGUUCAUCUCCAGUGAGCAUGGAUUUUCAUCCUGUUCAGCAUACUUUACUUCUAGUUGGAACCAAUAUAGGGGACAUAGGAUUGUGGGAUGUUGAUUCUCGAGAAAAAUUGCUGUCAAGGAAUUUUAAGGUUUGGCAUAUUGGAGCAUGCUCAAGGUUAUUCAAGACAGCUCUGGUUAAAGAUCCAUUUGUUUCUGUUAAUCGUGUAACUUGGAGUCCUGAUGGGUCUUUGUUUGGCGUUGCAUAUUCAAAACAUAUACUCCAGUUAUAUUCCUACCAUGGUGGCAUUAACGUUCAGCAGAAAUUGGAGAUUGAUGCUCACAUUGGAGGUGUAAAUGACCUAGCAUUCCCUAAACCUGAUGGGCAACUUUUGGUCAUAACCUGUGGGGAUGACAAGACAAUUAAGGUGUGGGAUGUGGUUAGCGGUGUCAACAUGUAUACCUUUGAAGGUCAUGAUACUCCUGUUUAUUCUAUUUGUCCUCAUACGAAAGAACGUAUUUCUUUUAUAUUCUCAACAUCGGUGGAUGGCAAGAUAAAAGCAUGGUUAUAUGACAAUUUAGGAGCUAGAAUUAAUUAUGAUGCUCCUGGUCUCGGGUGCACAAGAAUGGCUUAUAGUGCUAAUGAUCAAAGGCUUUUUUCAUGUGGGACUACUGAGGAUGGACAGUCGUUCCUUGUUGAAUGGGAUGAAAGUGAAGGUUCUAUAAAAAGAAACUACCAAGGGCUCCGAAAUGACUCUUUGUCUGUAGUGCAGUUUGAUACAACCAAGGACCUAUAUUUGGCUGCUGGAGAUGAUCAUAUGAUUAAAAUAUGGGAUAUGGACAAGGUUGAGCUCUUGACAACCAUUGAUGCAGAUGGAGGAUUACCUGCAAACCCACACAUUCGCUUCAACAAGCCAGGAUCAUUGUUGGCUUGUAUUGCAAAUGAAAACAGAAUAAAGAUCUUGGCAACUGAUUGUGGUCGUCCGUUGAUGCAUACAUCUGAUGGUAGUUCUGCUGAUUCUAGAGAUUUGUCUGAUACUUUUAGGAAGGUUAGCAUAUUAAACCUUCUCCUACAUUUUAGACAAAGAUUUAUCCUGCCUAAUGCUUUUAAUUUCACGCAGCUAGCAAUCAAUCCUAUUUCAACUGCGGCUGGUGCUGGAGUCACUGAUGCUGGUGUUCCUGUUAUUGAGGACCAAACGAACUUGAAGAAUGUGAAACCUGAAAUUUUGGGAGAAUCCAACUAUCAAACUAAGGUUGGGAAGCCCUUAAUUACUCGACCUUCUCAGUGCCAGUCACUGCGGCUCCCUUCCCAUGUGAAAGCGAACAUGAUAUCAAAGCUGAUCUACACCAAUGCGGGUAAUGCCAUUUUGGCAUUAGCAUCAAAUGCCACUCAUCUAUUUUGGAAAUGGCCAAAGAAUGACCUGAACUUGAGUGGCAAGGCCACUAGCAAGGUUCCCCCUCAAUUAUGGCAACCAAGGAACUGCUCACGACUUAUGGUUAAUGACACUACAGGCAGCAAUCCUCAAGAGGUUGUGCCCUGUUUUGCUUUGUCCAAGAAUGAUUCAUAUCUCAUAUCAGCAUCAGGAGGGAUAAUUUCCGUGUUCAACAUGCUGACAUUUAAGACAAUGAUGACUAUUAUGCCUCCAUCACCUGCGGCAACAUGUCUGGCUUUUUUCCCUGGAGAUAACAAUAUAGUUGCUAUUGGCAUGGAUGAUUCCUCAAUUCUGAUAUACAAUGUCCGUUUCAGUGAGGUUAAAAGCAAGCUUGAGGGGCACCAUAAAAGAGUCAGUGGCCUUGCCUUCUCUAAUGCUCUGGAUAUAAUGGUUUCUUCUGGAGCAGAUGGUCAGAUUUUUGUGUGGAAUGUUUACGAUUGGGAAAAGCAGAAAUGCAGAUUCUUGCAGAUUCCUGGUGGUAAAAUGCCGGUAGCACUGACUGACACUCAUGUCCAAUUUCAUCAGGACCAGACACACUUCCUUGCUUUUAAUGAGUCUCAUCUAGCAAUAUAUGAAAUCAAGGAAUUGGAAUGUCUGAAGCAGUGGGUAGCAGUAGGUUCAUCAUAUAUUUCCGGAGCCACAUUCUCGUGUGAUAGCCAGAUGGUGUAUGCAACCUUUUUGGAUGGAACUGUGUCCAUAUUUGAUGCUUUGAAUCUUGAAUUACAUUGUCGCAUUUUACGCACUGCUUACCUUCCUCCCACUACCAGUAUUGAGGUGUACCCACAUGCUAUAGCUGCAAAUCCUCAGAAACCAACUCAGUUUGCAGUGGGACUAACAGAUGGUGGAGUUCAUGUGUUUGAGCCUCAAGAACCUGUUGAUAAUUGGGUUGUGGUGACUCACACCAGAUGAUAUACAUAAUGAUAAUGCAGAGAUGUAGAAAAUGUAUUUAUGUAUGUCCUAGUUUAAGUAAGUAAAUUGAAAAGCUGAGCAAAGAGCACAGACCAAAAACAUCAUGUUGGGAAUAAUCCCCAUGUUUAUGUUUUAUCCAAAGGACCAAAUGUCUUUUCUUUAUUAAUUAGCUAUAUUAUCAACCCAGAUGCUGAUGCUGA
This is a messenger RNA of Pistacia vera, 3627 nucleotides long. RefSeq names its product protein TOPLESS-like. Gene Ontology annotation, biological process: regulation of DNA-templated transcription. The transcript is spliced from 26 exons. Bases 155 to 3427 code for a protein of 1090 amino acids. The record is from RefSeq and is a predicted model, not a curated record. Gene Ontology annotation, molecular function: protein binding. Lineage: Eukaryota; Viridiplantae; Streptophyta; Magnoliopsida; Sapindales; Anacardiaceae.